UGAAGUUAGGUGAGGUGAGGUGAGAUGAGGUCAGGUGAAAUGAGGUGAGGCGAGGUGAGGUUAUAUUAGGUUAAGUUAGAUGGGACAGUUGAGCGCUGCUGAAUCAGCAGCUGUACGAGUAAACGCAAUAAACGCAUGUCGCCGACGUCGCGUUCGCCGUCAUCGUCAGUCGCCGGCGGCUGCGAGUGACUGCAAGGUCUGCGAGACUGUUUGUCUGAUCAUCGCAACAAGUUGUCAACUAACGAUAGUCAAAGACGUAAAAGUGAAAAAACUAGUCAGUCUCCUUCGUUCUUACACGUUUUCUGCCACAAUCUUCAUUGUGUCUCCCGCAGCAACCUUCAUAAUUAGCGUCCUGGAACGGCACCCUGGCGAAAUGGGCAUCUGGGAAAUAAUCGAUUUCGCAUCGCUUGACGGAGAAAUUCAGGAGCUGAUAAAGGAGAGCGCAGCAGUGCGUGAGAACGCGUACUCGCCAUACAGUAAGUUCAAGGUCGGCGCCGCGGUACGAUGCGUCGAUGGUAGCAUCUCACGGGGUUGUAACGUGGAGAAUGCGUCUUAUCCGGCGGGCGUAUGCGCCGAGGUCACGGCAAUCGCGCGGGCUGUGUCGGAGGGGAAGCGAAAGUUCACAGCGUUGGCCGUGGUCGCCGAUCAGGAAAAUACUUCGUUUACCACGCCAUGCGGAGUGUGCAGGCAAUUCAUGUCCGAGUUUGGUGAAAACAUGCCCAUUUACUUGACGAGAUCCGAUAUGAAGAAAGUUUUACGGACUAAGGUGAACGAACUGUUGCCGUUGUCGCCCUUCCGCACAAAUGAUACGGAGACUUCAUAAUUUAUCCU
Atta colombica is the source of this 831-nucleotide messenger RNA. RefSeq lists its product as uncharacterized. NCBI's taxonomy places the organism in Eukaryota, Metazoa, Arthropoda, Insecta, Hymenoptera, Formicidae. The coding region runs from base 80 to 823 and encodes 247 amino acids. The record is from RefSeq and is a predicted model, not a curated record. The transcript has 2 exons. Gene Ontology annotation, molecular function: cytidine deaminase activity; zinc ion binding. Gene Ontology annotation, cellular component: cytosol.